GGCGGCGCCACUUGGCGAAGGUACGGUAAUGGCGGUUUCUGUUCUUCUUUUUAUCUCCUCUUCAUUCUUGUGUUGGUCUCUGCAAUUCAUGAGCUUAUGGAACCCGCAGCAGAAGGAAAACUUCAAAACCCAGAUCAGGAUGAAGGUGAAAACAUCUCAGACGAGUGCAAAGUUGUAUAUGUUUUGGGAGGACCAGGCAGUGGGAAGGGUACCCAAUGCUCCAAGAUUGCUAAACAUUUGGGGUUUUGCCAUUUGACUGUUGGUGAUCUUCUUCAAGCAGAAGUUGAAUCAGGAUCUCAACGUGGAAAAAUGAUAGAGGACUACAAGAAGGAAGGGAAGCUUGUUCCUUCUGAGUUAGCUGUAAGGCUACUUAAACAGGCAGUGCAGAGGAGCAAAAGCAAGAAAUUUCUUAUUGAUGGCUUCCCACGUAAUGAAGAAAAUCACAUUUUUGCUGAGAAGAUUUUGAAAAUCGAGCCAGAUUUUGUCUUGUUUUUGGAUUGCUCAAAGAGGAGAUGACAAGACGCCUUCUAAACAGAAAUCAGGGACGAGUUGAUGAUAACAUUGAUACUAUCAAGAAGAGGUUUAAAGUUUAUCAAGAAUGCACAGUACCUAUAGUCAAUUACUCUGAUGCAAAAGGGAAGGUUCGAAAGAUUGAUGCUGAGAGGUCCAUCGAUGAGGCAUUUGAGUCAAUCAAUGGUGUUUUUACUCACGAGCUUGAUUCAGCACACAGCAAUGGAACAUAACCAGGUUUUGGAAAUUACUGGUUGGAUCACUAGGUUCUAAAGCUCCAAGCUAUACUUUUAAGGAUUUCAUAAUGCUUCUCCCAUCAUAUGUAAUAGAUAUGUGAAUUUUUAUUAUAUUUUCAGGUCUAGUUGUAAUGACUUCAGUGUUUUGCAAUGACAUUUUUGACAAUUAACUUUGUUCAAUUGU
Rubroshorea leprosula is the source of this 930-nucleotide messenger RNA. NCBI's taxonomy places the organism in Eukaryota, Viridiplantae, Streptophyta, Magnoliopsida, Malvales, Dipterocarpaceae. The record is from the annotation of a GenBank genome assembly.